Miscanthus lutarioriparius is the source of this 1521-nucleotide messenger RNA. The record is from the annotation of a GenBank genome assembly. NCBI's taxonomy places the organism in Eukaryota, Viridiplantae, Streptophyta, Magnoliopsida, Poales, Poaceae.
AUGCCGCCGUCCCCGCCACUGUCGCCUGUGCUUCACCGCCUCCUCUCCUUGCUCCCGCGCCUCCCCUCCCCACGGCACCUACUGCAGGCGCACGCCUUCCUCCUCCCCCGCGGCGGCCACCGCCACCCGCGUCUCCUUUCCGCGCUCCUCCUCGCUUCCCUCCGCCUCGUGCCCCACCCGCAGCAAACCAGCGAUCACGCCGCCGCCCUCCUCCGCCGCGUACACCCCUCUGUGUACCUCAGGGCCGCCGCGCGCCUCCCGACGCAUCUACUCCGCAGGAGCCUCCUCGGCCCGCAGCUCCACUCCCUGCUCCUCCGCACCGGCCACGUGGCCUCCGACACCCACGUCUCCGCCAGCCUCGUCCAGCUGUACUGCACCUGCGGACACGUCGCCGACGCGCGCAGCGUGUUCCACGAGAUGGCCGUUAGGGACGUUGUGGUCUGGAACGUUAUGAUCGCCGGUUAUGUGAAGGCCGGGGUCCUGGUCCACGCGCGGGAGUUGUUCGAUGUUAUGCCGGAGCGGAAUGUGGUGUCAUGGACCACGGUGAUCGGCGGGUACGUGCAGAUGAGGCGUCCGGAGGAGGCAGUCGAGGUGUUUCGAAGGAUGCAGGUGGAGGGCAUCGAGCCUGACGGUGUGGCAUUGCUGUCGGUUCUGGCGGCAUGUGGGGAUCUGGGUGCGGUCGAUUUAGGGGAGUGGGUGCACAGAUUUGUCGUCAGGCGGGGCUUGAGCCAGGAGAUACCACUGAUGAAUUCGAUCAUAGACAUGUACAUGAAAUGUGGGUGUAUUGAGAAGGCAGUGGAGGUGUUUGAGGGUAUGGAGGAGAAGAGUGUCGUGACUUGGACGACACUAAUUGCUGGAUUUGCAUUGCAUGGCCUCGGUUUGCAAGCUGUUGACAUGUUUCGCCGGAUGGAGAGGGAGAAUAUGGCGCCAAAUGAUGUCACUUUUCUAGCAAUCUUGUCAGCGUGUAGCCAUGUUGGACUAACUGAUCUGGGUCGCUGGUAUUUCAAUAUCAUGGUGUCUCAGUACAGGAUUAAGCCACAAGUUGAACAUUAUGGGUGCAUGGUUGAUCUACUAGGCCGUGCUGGUUGUUUAAAGGAGGCCCAAGAUUUGGUUAAGGACAUGCCUUUGAAGGCAAAUGCAGCAAUAUGGGGAGCUCUUCUUGCUGCAGCUAGGACCCAUGGUGAUGCUGAUCUUGGAGAACAAGCCUUGGUGCACCUAAUUGAGCUUGAGCCUAACAACAGUGGGAACUAUAUACUCCUAUCGAAUAUUUUUGCAGAACAGGAAAGGUGGGAUGAUGUGAGCAAACUUCGAAAGGCGAUGAAAGAAAGGGGACUGAGGAAUGUGCCAGGGGCAAGUUCCAUUGAAGUUGAUGGCAUGGUUCAUGAGUUCACUUCCAGGGAUGGGUCUCAUCCUUUCUUACAUAAGAUAUGUGAAGUAUUAUGUGAGAUCAACACUAACAUGAAAUCUGUUGGUUUUGCUUCUGUUUUCCCUGAAGUACUACAUGCUAUUGAAGAAGGCUAA